Molecule: messenger RNA, 1788 nt
Organism: Lachancea fermentati
Lineage: Eukaryota; Fungi; Ascomycota; Saccharomycetes; Saccharomycetales; Saccharomycetaceae
Source: the annotation of a GenBank genome assembly
AUGCCAACUGUUUCUGUCGAUAAACAACAAUUAUUUGACCUAAUCGGCAAGAACUAUGAAACUCAAGAAUUCGAUGAGUUAUGUUUUGAUUUCGGUGUAGAACUGGAUGAGGAUACUACUGAAGAAGCAUUGAAAAACAAUGAAGACCCUGAGUUGAAAAUUGAAAUUGGUGCUAACAGAUAUGACUUACUAUGUAUUGAAGGUAUUGCUCAGUCUUUGAAUGAGUAUUUAGGCAGAAGCGAAGCUCCUCAAUACAAAGUCUCGAAGCCAACCACAAAAUUGUACAUCGAGCCAUCUACAGAACAAAUUAGGCCAUAUGCUGCCGCAGCUAUUUUGAGAAAUAUCACCUUCAACCAAAAGUCGUACGAUUCCUUCAUUGCCCUACAAGAUAAAUUGCAUUCCAAUAUUUGUAGAAAUAGAAGUUUAGUCGCAGUGGGUACUCACGAUUUCGACACUAUUCAGGGUCCCUUUCAUUAUAGAGCCCUUCCACCAAAUGACUUCAAAUUUGUUCCUUUGAAUCAAACAAAAGAGAUGACAGGCGCGCAGAUAGUUGAAUUAUACAAACAACCUGAGCAAAAGAAUAAUCUAGGGCGUUUUGUUCAUAUUAUCGAGGAUUCUCCAGUGUAUCCGGUUAUUUUUGACUCCAACGACACAGUUUGCUCCUUGCCUCCUUUGAUCAACUCUGAGCAUUCCAAAAUAUCCUUGGACACCAAAAAUGUUUUCAUUGAGGUCACUGCGAUCGAUAAGACAAAAGUGGAAAUCGUUUUGAACCAGUUGGUUGCCAUGUUUUCGCGUUACUGUGCUGAACCAUUUAGCAUUGAGCCUGUAGAGAUAGUCUCAGAGCAUAACGGUCAAUCGCGUGUCACACCAGAUGUGUCUCCACGUCACAUGGAUGUAUCUGCCAAGUAUAUCAACUCAUGUUUGGGUUUAGAAUUAUCACGUGAGGAAAUCUGUGGUUAUAUAAAAAGGCUUUCUUUGCAAGGAUCUCCUUCUCCAGAGGAUAAAGAUAUCAUUAAGGUCGAAAUACCCAUCACAAGACCAGAUAUUCUCCAUCCUUGUGACAUUGUGGAGGAUGCUGCAGUUGGGUAUGGUUAUAACAAUCUGCCAAAGCGUGAAAAAUUGUCCGAUGCAAACUUUGUUGCCUCUCCACUACCAAUAAACAGAGUAUCUGACAUUUUUAGAAUUGCGUCCUCCCAAGCGUCUUGGUUGGAAGUGUUGCCUUUAACACUAUGUUCACAUGACGAGAACUUCAAAUUUUUGAGACUAGAGGAUGAUAACACUCAAGUUGUAAAACUUGCUAAUCCUAAGACUUUGGAAUAUCAAGUUGUUAGAACCACUUUACUUCCUGGUAUUUUGAAAACAGUCAAAGAGAACAGAAAGCAUUCCUUACCCAUCAAAGUUUUCGAAACCGGUGACGUCGUUUUUAAAGAUGCGAAGCUUGAAAGAAAGGCUUUCAAUGAACGUCAUUGGGCUGCAAUCUACGUUGGAAAGAAUUCUGGAUUCGAAAUCAUUCAAGGUCUGUUGGGUAAGAUUAUGCAGACUUUCAGAACGCAAUGGCUUCCUGAGUAUGGUAAGAACUCCAGCUCCAGAGGUUACUGGAUCGAAGAGGAUGAAUCCUUAGCUACCUAUUUCCCUGGUAGAGGGGCAAAGGUUAUGUUCAGGGCAAAAGAAGGCGAGGAAGCCAAGAAGAUUGGUCAUUUGGGCGUCUUGCAUCCUGAAGUAAUGAACAACUUCGACAUUCCUUUUGCUGCUUCUUACGUUGAGUUAAAUGCAGAGGUGUUUUUGUAA